AUGGCCAGCAGUAUCAAGUUCCUGACGUACAACGUCUGGUCCUGCGAGCACGUCGCGGUCUACCGGCGGAUACGGGCGAUCUGCGGCAUCAUCGAGCGCCAUGACCCGGACGUCAUCUUCUUGCAGGAGGUCACCGACUACAUUUACAGCCUCCUCCAGGAGGCUCCGUGGUGGGGAAACUACGUCGAGUUCUCUUCCUACUCGACACCUUGCUGCCUUGUGUUGAGCAAGUUGUACGCCAAAAAGGUGGUUCUUCUUCUUCCCGAAUACUGGGGCUCCUCGGCCUUGGGUCUUCGUGCACGUGAGAUACCUUCUGAGCUGACGUCGGCCAGGGUAUACAGGCCCAUUCCGAGGACGCCCGGUGUAGCCUUUACGGCCCGCCUGCGCGCGGCGACGUGCAACCUCGCGGGCCCAACACCGUCGGACAUCGGCGCCGUGCACCGGCGCGCCACGGCCCGCGCCUUUCUGGUGCACUUCGACGCCGUCCCCCGCAUGUUCGAGCUCGAUGAGAACGUCGUGCUGGGCGGUGACUUGGGAUGGGACGACGACCUGGACGGCCCGCUCCGGCUGGGCGACAACGGGUGGGUGGACGCCUGGCGCGAGCUGCGCGGCGGCGACGGCGACGAGGGCGGCGGGUGGACGUACGACGCGGUGGCGAACCCGAUGCUCAGGGGGCUGAACCUGCCGGUCGAGCGCCGGAGGCCCCGGACAGGUUCAUCUGCAGGCCGAGGGACUUCACGCUAG
Molecule: messenger RNA, 744 nt
Organism: Panicum virgatum (switchgrass)
Lineage: Eukaryota; Viridiplantae; Streptophyta; Magnoliopsida; Poales; Poaceae
Exons: 3
Coding region: 1-744 (247 amino acids)
Biological process (GO): double-strand break repair
Cellular component (GO): cytoplasm; PML body
Molecular function (GO): single-stranded DNA binding; 5'-tyrosyl-DNA phosphodiesterase activity
Source: RefSeq, a predicted model, not a curated record